GAGGAUUCAGGAUCAGGAAGUAAUAAUGCGCACAAACGCAUGCAUCGUCAACAUUUAAUAAAAACACAACAGUGAAACCGAAACUAAAUCAAAGAAACUCUUCAAAACUUGUGAAAGCGUACUCCUAAUCUGUCAAGAGUUUGGUAUUUUGACGUCUAUUGUGAGAUCCUCGUGAUGAUCAAAGGGAGGUUAAUUCCAGAAAUCGGUGUGCACUAGUCGUCGACUGGCGCCGGCGGUGCAGCUGCAGAUCGACUCGCAAGUCGCGCAUCGCAUGACGAGAGAGCUCAACAAUUUCUGCAAUUGUGCCAGAAUUUCAUCAUCAUCGUUAGUUCAAUAGUUGAACUAGAACUUAGAGAAUAGCAAUUGUUGUGACAGUCGAUUGAGUGGAAAGACACCAUGUAAACUGGAUGUAAAUAACGAUUUAGUAUUAUCGUCUGCAGACGAUUCAUCCCCGUAUAGUUUUAAAGCAACAUGUCUUCACCGGCAAAAAUGAGAGUCAAGGAUAAGAAGUUCCACACGCUUCCUCUCCCCAAACGGAACAAGGAGAAGAAGAAGACACCCUCUAAGGACGACUCGGAGGGCGUGACCAGAAAGAAGAGCUUUGUGGACAUGACGCGGCGUAAGCUGAGCCGGGGUACUAAGGACCAGGCUGUCAUUGAGCCGCUACGACGUAAAGUAGGUGUGGAAAAGGAUAUGGAUAAACUGCAGGUUUCAGAGAAGUCAGUCAUGGUAGCUCUGAAAUGGUUUCUAGAGGUAAUUCAGAAGGACACGCUGAUCAUGCUCCCAGGGAGUACGACAAAGGUCCUCCAAGAAGUCAUGGAGCUCAACCAGUGUCUGAAUCAAUGUCUGAAUAAUGAAGAAAGCUCGAUGCUUAUGUCAUGUCACAACCAAGUCCACCAAAGCCUAGCUAACCUCAUCCACUGGGCAGACAAGAUUGUCCUGUACGGAGAAUCCGCCAUGAACAAAGACGAAGGCAGCGAAGUGACCGAGGCCGUGCGUUCAGGCAUCGAGGAACUGGUCAAACUCUACCUGGAGAAACUCAAAGACAGGCAGAACAAACUAGCGGCUGGUAAUGAAGACCAGCAACAGACGCCCAAGCUAAACUUCGAGAACAAAGAUGAGGUGUAUGAACAGAGACCGCUUAGCCCCAGAGAAAAAGAGAUGCUGCAUCAAUCUCCCAUUGGCCAAUGGUUCCCUGGACCUAAUAAUAGUGGAUUGGAGGCGGAAAACUCCGCCCCUCCUAAACCCUUUCUACCGAGUCAGAGGAUACUAGUUACGCAAGUUGAGGGCACUGAGCCCCCACCACUACCACCGAAGAGACAUAGUCGCGUUCAGCGUCAUAACUCAUUAUACGACAAUGCAUCCGAUGACGGCACUUACCCUCACGACUUGUCGCUAGACUGCUCAAUAUCAGGCAGCUCGGCCUCGGUAACCAGUCAGCACUCUAAUAUGAGCAACGGUAGUUCCCACAGCCGACCCGAGUCCAUGUUGAGUAGUCAGUUCUCAUCGCCGAGUAUCCACGGACUGGAGUGGGAGGUCUCGGACGCGCUCAACCCUGCCGAUGUGUCGAGACUCUCCAUCCAGUCUAGUCGUCGAUCCAGCACGGAAUCCUCUGAGCAUAGGGACGUUGAGAAGGUUUCGAACAGUGGGUCAGACGGUACCCCGCCCUGUUUGCCAGCUAAACAGCGACCGACUCUUGAGAGACAUUUAUCGGCGUACGAUAACGUGGACCCCGAGGAAGCGGAAGCGAUAUCGGACCGUUGUCAGAAUCUUCAAGAGGUUGUGUUUACUGCUGGGAUGUCUCAAGAUGAGAGCAUGGAGCAUAGAGACUCUUAUCAUAGUGGAUAUGGGGAUCACUAUGGUGAUGUGCCUCCUCCUCUGCCACCCAAACAGAUGAAGCAUAUCAAUACAUAUCUGGAUAUAGUACACGAUUACUCGGAGGAGCAGUUUGAGAUGACGUACUACGACCACCAACCCAACGACAACUCUCCCACGGAAAACUUCUAUCCCAACGGCAGCGGGGAAUACCAGAGUAGCGAACAGUUCUUUCUGGAAACGUACUAUAGUAACGGGAUGGUGAACGGUCGCCGGCCGGUGUCGGGAGCCAGUUACGCCGAGAUUGACGAUCGAUCGGAGAGUUCAGCUGAAGGGACGGAACCGCCAGCGUUGCCCAUCAAGAGACGAAGUUCAACCUCAACGUCACCUCCCUUGAGAACGAGGCACUACACCAACCCAGAGCGUCCCAUCAUGCCCUUGUACAACCUCAAGAAGAAAUCGGAGAGUAUGAUUGAGGGUGGCAAUGAACCAAAUGUCGGGAACAUUGAUCACAUGAACAGCAGCAAUCACAAGUCACAUGAUGAGAGUAAAGACAAGUCAGCUGACGUGAUGCAUGAGGAUCUUGGGACGUUGGGACACCUUGAUGCCUCCAAACAACUCGUCCAAGCCACUGUGGAUGGCAAGAAUCAGAUCAAAGGUGGGCCUAUUGAUGCGUUGAUUGUUUACGCAGCUGAUGCAGACAGAAAAGACCUUUUCUACUAUGAAGCGUUCCUGACGACGUACAGGAUGUUCAUCAAAUCCAACGAUCUGCUGGACAAGUUGCUGAGUCGAUACAAGAAGUUCCGCCAUAAGUCAGACAUGAAGUCCAAGCGAGCCAAUCGCAACGCAUUCUUCCUGCUACUGCGAGUAGCUGGAGAUUUAAUAGGUCAAGUGGAAGAUGACAUCUUGAAGAUGCUGAUGGAACUCGUCUUUCAACUCCUGUGCGACGGGGAGCUGAUGUUGGCCAAGAUCCUCAGGGACAAAGUCCUGACGAAGAUCGACGACAACAAGCUGGCUCUUCAGCUGAGUAACAAACUCCCUCUGUCUGGACUAGGAGUCUCUGUCAUGAAAGCUACUUUGCUGGACUUCAACAGCUUAGACAUAGCCGAGCAGAUGACUAUCUUAGACUCGGAGUUGUUUCAGAAGAUCGAGAUUCCUGAGGUUCUACUCUGGGCGAAGGAACAAUCAGAAGCCCUGAGUCCCAACUUGACAAUCUUCACGGAACACUUCAAUAAGAUGUCGUACUGGGCACGAUCGUUGAUCCUUCAAGAAAACAGGCCCCAGGAUCGAGAGAAACUUGUCACCAAGUUCAUCAAGGUCAUGAAGCAUCUGAGGAAGCUGAAUAAUUUCAACUCGUAUCUGGCGAUCCUGUCUGCGUUAGACUCAGCUCCCAUUAGGAGACUAGAAUGGCAGAAACAAACGGUCGAGGGGUUGCAGGAAUACUGUCAGCUGAUUGAUAGUUCCGCAUCAUUCAGGACGUACAGAGCCGCACUGGCUGAAGCUGAACCACCCUGCAUACCCUACCUCGGGCUAAUCCUGCAGGACAUCACGUUUGUCCACAUCGGUAAUCCAGACUUACUGCCGGACAGCGACCACAUCAACUUCACGAAAUCCUGGCAGUUCUAUAACAUUCUGGACAGCAUGCGUAGAUUCAAACAACAUCACUAUGACAACCUGAGGAAGUCUCCCAAGGUCCUGGCCUUCUUCAAUGAUUUCAUCGAUUUCUUGGACGAGGAGUCCAUGUGGCAACUGUCCAAGACGAUCAAGCCGCAAGGAAGUGGACGACCCAAGCCAACGACAUGAGAUCAAAGGUCGUGGAACCAGUGCAAAUGAGCGGGCUUGGUAGUACUACUGCACCUUUGGUCGAUAGGACCGAGGUUCGAAUUCCAUUCUGCACAAGCAUCUGUAUGUGGAACGGUUUCAUCUUCAUUAUACCCGAGAGUUGUCUGAAAAAGACCACCACAUUUCUGUCUUUGAUAAUUCCCUCCAUUUUAAAGGUAAUAACAGGGUACUCAUUCUUUGUUGACUGACUUUUUGGUUGACAUAUAAAGUCAAAGUCUUGAUCUGUGUAUUUUGGAAGACUUUCCAGAUAAGUUUGCUUUUCCCUUUUGCUGCAUAAUAUGAACUUCAGCGCGUCCCAAGAUACCUGCAACUUUUUUUUUUGCGAGGCUGUAGCGUCGG
This is a messenger RNA of Patiria miniata (bat star), 3996 nucleotides long. It is a transcript of the gene rapgef1, whose product is annotated as rap guanine nucleotide exchange factor 1-like. Bases 472 to 3618 code for a protein of 1048 amino acids. The record is from RefSeq and is a predicted model, not a curated record. Gene Ontology annotation, molecular function: guanyl-nucleotide exchange factor activity. The transcript is spliced from 19 exons. Gene Ontology annotation, biological process: Ras protein signal transduction; positive regulation of GTPase activity. Gene Ontology annotation, cellular component: plasma membrane. NCBI's taxonomy places the organism in Eukaryota, Metazoa, Echinodermata, Asteroidea, Valvatida, Asterinidae.